AUGGCACGAACCCUUAUCCUAAGCAGUCUGCUCCUCGCAGCGUCAUCUGCCAACCCAAUCAGCCGCGAUGCAGCUAACAAUACCAUGGUUUACUCCUUUGACGAUGUAACACCUUGUACCGACCUCAUCUGGACACCCUGUUACACCAAUUUCACUUGCGCCCGUCUCAUCGUCCCCCUCGACUACGCCGAGCCUACCGUUGGCAAUACAACGAUCGCCUACAUCAAGCUCUCUUCUCCCACCCAGCCCGCCGAAGACAUCCUCUUCAACCCCGGCGGCCCAGGUGGCUCCGGGGUAGACUCCGUCCUCAACGCCAACGCCGAACUGCUCAACAAGCUGGGCACGUCGUACAACCUUAUCGGAUUCGAUCCUCGCGGUGUGAACAACAGCGGGCCGAGUCUGAGCUGCUUCCCUAAUGAUCCCGCAUCGGAGGAACUGUUCGCCAGUCAAAUUAAGAGGCCUAUCAAUAGCAAGUCGCCUGAGUCUGUGGUGCGCGAGUUCGAGAUUAUGGGCGCGUGGGGCGAUUGGUGCUCGAAUGUGCAUCGUAAUGACUCAGCGAAGUACGCGAGUACGGUGGCUACGGCGACAGAUAUGCUAAACUACGCGGAGAAGAAAGCCGUUGCGGAGGGCACGAAGCCGGAAGAGGCGAAGCUGUGGUAUUGGGGUGUAAGCUACGGGACCGUUCUAGGUUCGACGUACGCGGCACUGUUCCCGGAUCGCAUUGGAAGACUCAUCCUGGACGGUGUGGUUGACGUUGAAACGUACUACAAGGGAGCUUGGGGUGAUCUGAGCCAGUCAGAUGAAGCGGUGUUGAGCUUCGCGACGGCCUGCCAGGCCGCGGGAAAGGACAAGUGCGCGUUCUAUUCCUCGACCGCAGACGAGAUCGCGAAACGCAUGCGAGACGUGCUGGAAGACCUUAGGACAAAUCCCGUUCCCGUGGCCGACCCGGCGAUCAGCCCUGUACCAACACUUGUCACCUACGAAGAUAUUUCUUUCACACUCUUUGCGGGGGCAUACGUUCCAUUCAAAACCUUCCCGAUGCUGGCACAGAUCUUCGCAGAUUUGGAACAGCGCAAUGGUUCAUCACUUGCUUUAGCUGUGCAGGCUCAGCCUCCUACUGCUCUAGAUUAUGGUGGCCUGCUCGCAUGCAUGGAUAACAUCAAGAUGCCUGGAGUGUACAACAUCUCGACAAUGGAGCUCUGGGAGCAGCACAUCGAGGAUCUCAAUAACCAGUCAAAAUGGGCCGGUGAUCCCUGGGCAAGCGUAGCGCUGCUGUGCAGAAAGAUGGAUAUUGUGCCUCCGGAGAGCCAGCGAUUCCUCCAGGUGCCGAGUGCGAACAAAACAAGCUUUCCGAUUCUUUUCAUUGGAAAUACCGUUGAUCCUAUUACUCCCAUUGUUGGCGCACGGAAAAUGUCUGGCCUCUUUCCUGGAUCUGUCUUGUUGACGCAGGAAUCAGUCGGUCACACAUCCCUCGCCGCGCUUUCGGAAUGCACGUCGCAUAACGUGCAGCAGUAUCUGGAGGGAACAUUGCCCGCAGCCAAUACUACAUGUAAAGUCGAGAGCGCACCUUUCAUCACGGAGGUUUAA
Didymosphaeria variabile is the source of this 1587-nucleotide messenger RNA. RefSeq lists its product as uncharacterized. The coding region runs from base 1 to 1587 and encodes 528 amino acids. The transcript is spliced from 3 exons. The record is from RefSeq and is a predicted model, not a curated record. Lineage: Eukaryota; Fungi; Ascomycota; Dothideomycetes; Pleosporales; Didymosphaeriaceae.